UCGCUUUUCACAAGAGCCCUGCAAGGACAAUGCUUGGCCCGGAGUAGGCUCUCAACAAAUUGGAUGCAUGCACGCGUGAACGAACCUCCACUAUUCCAGAAGGUGAGGAUUCCAAGCUGAGAGAGGAGAUGGAGGUCAGCCCCAUGGCUGCUCCACAGGAUUCAAAUGAGACUUCCUAUUUGCUCCCUCCAAACAGUAAGGACUGGGAAGAGCAAGGCAUUCCUGACUUUGUCUAUGGGCAGAAGGAACUUGUGGUGGAAGGGACUCAGUGGCCUAGGACCGCACCCAGCCUCCUGGACAGGACACCGCGGUCUCGCUUCGACUCUGCUCUCUGCUCCGCCUGGAGGCAGCGGAUGGAACUAGGGCUCUUCCGCUACCGCCUGGGGGAGCUGCAGACCCAAACCCUCCCUGGCGCUGUGGGUUUUGUGGCUCAGCUGAACGUGGAGCGAGGUGUGCAGAGGCGGCGCCCCCAGAACAUCCGGAGUGUGAAGCAGGCAUUUGACCCUGAACAGUUUAACUUCAACAAGAUCCGGCCAGGAGAAGUGCUCUUCCGUUUGCUCCGGGAGCCCGAUCUCCCAGGUGCUCUCCAGCAAGAGGACAUCCUCGUGAUGAUCAAUGUCAGCCCCUUGGAGUGGGGCCACGUGCUGCUGGUGCCCGAGCCGACCCGCGGGCUCCCCCAGCGCCUGCUGCCAGGCGCACUGCGGGCCGGCGUGGAGGCUGUGCUGCUGAGCUCACACCCAGGCUUCCGCGUCGGCUUCAAUAGCUUGGGCGGCUUGGCCUCGGUGAACCACCUGCACCUGCACGGGUAUUACCUGGCUCACAGACUGCCUGUGGAGGGGGCUCCGAGCAAGCCCCUGGACCCCGGGGGCCAUUUGCAUCUGCUCCAGGCCCCCCCAGCUCCCGGCUUCCUCUUCUACACAAGUGGGCCAGGGCCUGACUUGGAGGCCUUGAUAGGCAGGGUAUGUCGGGCCACUGACUACCUGACUGACCAUGACAUUGCCCAUAAUUUGUUUGUGACCCGCGGGGCCCCACCUGGAAAGACAUCACCUUCCUCUGCUCUCACAGGCAUCCGAGUAAUUCUGUGGGCCCGGAAGUCCAGCUUUGGGGUAAAGGAAGGCGAGGCAUUCAAUGUCGCCCUCUGUGAGCUGGCCGGGCACCUCCCUGUCAAAACGUCCCAGGAUUUCGACAGUCUGACAGAGGCGGCUGCUCUGGCCCUCAUUCAAGAUUGUCUGCUGCCCCCGGCCCAGGCAGAAAAAGUACAGGCAGCACUGGUGGCCUUGAUAGCCCAGGACAAGCAGUAAUUCUUCUAGAAGUAUUUAUUUUCUAUCUGGUCUAGUCCCUUUCCAGAAAGCUGUCCACAGUGGUCAUUUGGGCUUCCACGACUGCUGCCUUACCCAUCUCAGCCCAAGGGGAGGGAUAAAGAACUGCUAAGUGGUCUCUGUAAAGAGAAGAAGCCAUAGAAUAAAUUGAAUGAGUGAGCCGUCACGAAUGUAUCUGCUUCUCAUCUUUCUUCGUGGACAAGCCUCAGGGAUAUCAAACCUGUUACUAAGAAGGGAGAAGGGGGGUGCCUGGGUGGCUCAGUCAGUUACGCAUCUGCCUUCAGCUCAGGUCAUGAUCUCCAAGUCCUGGGAUCGAG
Ailuropoda melanoleuca (giant panda) is the source of this 1636-nucleotide messenger RNA. It is a transcript of the gene GDPGP1, whose product is annotated as GDP-D-glucose phosphorylase 1. Gene Ontology annotation, biological process: glucose metabolic process. The record is from RefSeq and is a predicted model, not a curated record. Gene Ontology annotation, cellular component: cytoplasm. Gene Ontology annotation, molecular function: GDP-D-glucose phosphorylase activity. The transcript is spliced from 3 exons. The coding region runs from base 129 to 1301 and encodes 390 amino acids. Lineage: Eukaryota; Metazoa; Chordata; Mammalia; Carnivora; Ursidae.